UUGCUCCAGAGCCCGUUUUUUUCCGAUCGACUCGAAGGAUUCUGCUUUGUAGCCAGCUAGCCUGCUAGCUAGCGAUGAACACGGACGUGGAAUUUCACAUCAGGCAGAAUUAUCCGUGGAACAAGCUCCCAGCUAAUGUCAAACAGAGUUUGGGGAACUCGCAGCGUGAGUACGAGAAACAUGUGCUCCUGUACAGCAUCCGCAACCAGCUGCGAUUCCGCAAUAACCUAGUUCGCCACGUGAAGAAGGAUGAGCGCAAGUAUUACGAGGAGCUGCUGAAGUACAGCCGGGACCACCUGAUGCUGUACCCGUACCACCUGUCGGACAUCAUGGUCAAAGGGCUACGAGUCACUCCGUUCUCGUAUUACAUAGGAAUCAUGGAGGUGAGCAGAUGA
Messenger RNA from Nematolebias whitei (Rio pearlfish), 395 nucleotides. Its product is annotated as protein FAM91A1-like. Bases 75 to 395 code for a protein of 106 amino acids. The record is from RefSeq and is a predicted model, not a curated record. NCBI's taxonomy places the organism in Eukaryota, Metazoa, Chordata, Actinopteri, Cyprinodontiformes, Rivulidae. Gene Ontology annotation, biological process: intracellular protein transport. Gene Ontology annotation, cellular component: trans-Golgi network; cytoplasmic vesicle. The transcript has 3 exons.